GGGAGCAGCCGGGAGAGGCGGUCUUGGGCCCGGGGAGCGGGAAAGGGACUUCAAGGAAACCCCGCCGCGUGGAACCCGGCGCGGCCGCCUGCCCCGGAAAGGCCAACGUGGGCGAAUCCCCAGCUCCGCGCGCUCCCGGGGCGGCGGGGGUGCAGAGGCCUCAUGAGGGGAAGGUAUUUGGUACCAACGGAGUUGCGGGGACCUUUUGCCCGUCCCAGGUGCAGCUCGACCGGAAAAUAGUGGAAGCCGAAGGCGGGAGGUCUUUGUGUGUUUAGAAAGUUACAACGUCGACUGAGUGUGGCAGGAAGGGCAGGCCGUGGUCUACGCACGCAAUAGAGAAAGGCCUGAGUAAAUUCCAGCUCUGUCACCAGAAACCAGGGGUGAGAUAAGGAACUUGGGGAAGGGUCAGUUCGUUCAUAUGAAAAUGAGAGCUUCAGAGGAGCAGCUGAUUUGCUCAGCCAAAAGCAGUUCUUGAUAUGCCUGCCCAAAACACAGUAAUGCAGCAAACUUGAUGGUGUCACCACCUCCAGAAGCCACCACAGACUGUCUGAUAGUGGAGAAUUUGGACCAACCUUGAGAAGGGCAAGGUCAGCUGUGGAGGCCCAGAAGCAGGAUGCCCAGGAAAGGCCACUUCACUGGACAGCCUGUAUGGAUGUGGUCUGAAGGUAAGGGAUAACGUCUAGAAGUGAGGCUCUUCUGUCUCCACCCAUCCCUAAAAUGUUCCUAUGCUUUCAUUUGCCUCUCUGUUCAAAUUAUGUGCUGCUGUGACUCAUGUCCAGUACCACAUGUGACACUUCUGACAUUAUUCAUAUCAUUAGAAUGAUGCUUCACGAAGGGUUUCCAUGGAUAUCUGUUUCUGACUCUUGAAAGCUUUAAAGACAUGAGUCCUGAUGGCUUCAGUAACGUGUCCAGGGACAUCGAGUUUGUUCAUGGCAGAGCCAGGAGGAAAAAACAGUGCAAUUCACUUUCACAGAUAAGGCAUCACAAGCAUCUUAACAGAAGGGCCUUUUGAGAAACUGCAUCAUAGUUAAAACAAAUAGUUAAUAAUCCUUGCCUUUAAACAACCCCCAUUUCUUUUAGUCUGCUUUCUGGGUACUGGUCAAGGAAUAAAGAGUAUUAUUGGGAAAAUAGAUAAAUGAUGCAUCAUGAGUAUUUUUCUAAUAAGUUACUUUUUUUUAAAUGCAAAAAAUAAAUUUAUUAUGCUCUAUGUAUAAAACAAUAUAUUUACUUUUCAAAAUGUCACUAACAGGGUUUUAAAAAACGUUUUUAUUUUGAAAUAAUUGUAGAUUAACAGUUAGUUGCAAAGAAAUGUAUAGCGAAGUCUGUGCACGUUUUACCCAGCCUAUUCUUGUCUUACCAUCUUGCACACAACUGUAGUAAAAUAUCAAAAUCAUAAAAUUGAUAUUGGUUCAGUCAGUACAGCUUAUUCCAGUUUCAGCAGUUACACAUGCAUUUGUGUGUGUGUUUAUGUGCAUGUGUGUGUACCCGUGUGUGUGUGCAUGUGUGUGUGUACUUUCUGCUAAGUUACUUUUAAUGAAAGAAUAGUGUCUUAUCCUUUGGUAUACUGUAAUUCAACUAAUCCUGUUUUGUUUUUAUUUCUUUAUGUUUUUGUCAGAAGGACACAUGCAUUAUUGUUGCAUCGAUUGAGAAAAGUUUAUAUUCGUCCAGUGAAGAACUGCAGGUUUAAGCCCCCAUACUCAUUUCAGAAUUGUGCAUGGACUGAUACUAUCACGCCCACAUUGUCCUUUUUAUGCCUUUUCAAGGCCCAAAGGGCCCUGUUCCCAUAGGGAGACUGCUUCCCAGCUGGAGUGCUAAGAUCUGUGGGAGGUAAAUCCAGGAGCUGGAAGGCAGGCCAGAUCUCAUGACCUUUUCCUGUCCCCCCAACUGAACCAUCACAGGUCUCCACAUUCUCCCAGGCCCGUAGAAAAUGAAAAAAUCUCAGGCAUCAGUGUCAUUCAAGGACGUGGCUGUGGAGUUCACCCAGGAGGAGUGGAAGCUACUGGGCCCUGCUCAGAGGACCCUGUACAGAGAUGUGAUGCUGGAAAACUACAGCCACCUCGUCUCAGUGGAACACUACCAGCAUGAGGAACUUAAAGACAAGAGCUCAGAAAACCGAGGCAAACAUUGGUGCCAAGUUUUAUUCACCAACAAAAUGUUGACUCCAGAGCAAGAGAACAUCUUGGGAACACCAUGUAAUCUGGGCAUAAACACUUUUCUUUCAAGAAUAAUACGUUUUAAAUGUGACAUUCCAGGAUCUACUUACCUUGAUCUAAGUGCAUUGGCCUCACACUGUCAGUAUUCAAAAGAGGGUGCUGACGAGUUUAAUGUAUGUGAGAAGUGGAUCCACAGUAUUGAUGGCAGAACACAAACUAGAGAGGAAUAUUUUCAUUGUAAUAAAAAUGUGAAAGCCUUCAGUCAAAAAGAGGAAGUUAUUCAGAAUCAGCCAGUUCAGAGUUUGGGGCACCCUUUUGAAGAUGCUGAAUGUGGAAAAUAUUUCCUACAGAAAGCUGCCUUUUUUGCAUCUGUGAAUGCCCACAGAAAUAUGAAAUCACAUAAAUACAAUGAAUGUGGAGAAAAGAUGCCUGAAAAAUCUGCUCUUCUCUCUCAGAGCAUUCCUAAAGAACAUAAGAUUCACGAUGAAUUUAAUGAAUAUAAAUGUAGUGACAAUGGGAUAAAUUUCAGUAGGAUCACUCAACUUCAAAAAAUUGAUACAGGAGAGAAGACUUUCAACCAAAAUUCACACUUUAGAGAACAUCACAGAAUUCAUAUAGUAGACGUGAAACCAUUUGAAUAUGGAAAAUUUUUCUGCCAGGAUUCGGCCCUUCCGGAACUUUUUCAGCGAACUGGAAAAGGGGAAAAACCAUAUAAAUGUGAUGAAUGUGGAAAACAUUUCAAACUAAAGUCAUACCUAGGAAAACAUCUCAAAAAUCACACAAUGGAGAAACCGUAUGAAUGUAAUCAAUGUGGAAAAGCUUUCAGAGAGAAUUCAGUUCUUAGAUCACAUCAGAGAACUCACACAGGAGAGAAACCCUAUAAUUGUAAUCAUUGUGGACAAUCUUUUGGCCAGUAUUCAAGUGUGAAAAGGCAUGAGAGAAUUCACACUGGUGAGAAACCCUAUAAAUGUGAUGAAUGUGGGAAAUCUUUUAGGCGGAAAUCACAUGUCACAGCACAUCAGAGAACUCACACAGGUGAGAGACCCUAUGAAUGUAAUGAAUGUGGAAAAUGUUUCAGUCAAAGUUCAGGCCUAGUAAAUCAUAAGAGAACUCACACAGGAGAGAAACCCUAUAAUUGUAAUCACUGUGGACAAUGUUACAGACAGAGUUCAAGUCUCAAAACACACCAGAAAACUCACACUGGGGAGAAACCCCUUAAAUUUCGGAAAUAUUUGGGCAGAAAUUGAAAGGUACCCCAAUUGCCAGAGACGAGAGACAACUGAGCGGUUCAGGCAAAAGCAUUUAUUCUGAGAGUGGAAAGGAGGCUGCCUGGGCAGUGCACAAAAUGGCAACUGCCCUGACUGAGUGGAUGAAACACAUAUUUAUGCAGACCUGAGAGCAAGUUAGCUUUCCCUGGCAAGGAAGUUAGUUUUUGUGGGCUUUUUGUGGGCAGGGUUUCUGAUGUUUAAGUUUCAGGCUCUUCAUUUCCGUCUUUUUGGUUAGGGUAGGGAGGCGGUGGUGGUGGGACCAGGGGUGUUUUUUUUUUCUGUAGCUUCUUCCUGCUGGCAGGGGGCAUAGGCAUCUUCCGUUGCAAGGGGUUGAUAGGGUAAUAGUUGUGGCAUAAGGAUGAGCUGGGUGGUGAUGGAGGUGGAUAUUCUUUUAGCACCAUUUUCAGCUAGGUUGGUGUAUUAGGGUUCUCUAGGUAAACAGAAUCAGUGAGAAGUAUCUAUGAAUAUAAGAUGGAAGUGACUCAUGCAACUGUGGGUAUGCAUGAGUCCAGAUUCUGUAGGGCAGUCAGCAAACUGUCAACUCCAAUGAAGAUGUCCGACGAGCUUCUCAGGAAACGAACUAGCAACUUCCACAAACUCCUCAGGAAAUGAAGUGGGAUCUUCAACAAACAUGUUCAGUGAACUCCUCAGGAAACUAACUGGCAGCUUCGACGAACUCCUCAGGAAACACUUCGCUGGUCAGCCAAAGAAGAAGUGAAG
Messenger RNA from Choloepus didactylus (southern two-toed sloth), 4141 nucleotides. Its product is annotated as zinc finger protein 782-like. The transcript is spliced from 4 exons. The coding region runs from base 1928 to 3400 and encodes 490 amino acids. The record is from RefSeq and is a predicted model, not a curated record. Gene Ontology annotation, molecular function: RNA polymerase II cis-regulatory region sequence-specific DNA binding; DNA-binding transcription factor activity, RNA polymerase II-specific. Gene Ontology annotation, biological process: regulation of transcription by RNA polymerase II. NCBI's taxonomy places the organism in Eukaryota, Metazoa, Chordata, Mammalia, Pilosa, Megalonychidae.